CAUAAAUACAUAAAUGUAAUUUAAUUACCCAUUUUUUCUUAGCAACUGUAACCGAUUACAGUUACAUUUAUUUUGUAAUCCAAUUACAUAAUUCAGUUACAUGUAACUAGUUACUCCCCAACACUACUAGUUAGCUGGACAGUUUAUGCAACUGUCCAGAACUAGCAGGCUGUGAAGGUAAGGGAGGACUGCAGAGCUCUAUUGCAAAUGUACACACCUCCAACAAGUGUUUACCCAUAAUAUGUACAUAGUAUAUAAUACCUUUCUAUUUCUUAAUGAGUCUUAUGUCCAAAGUGUAGCUACAACUGUACAAUAAGUUUAUACCUGAAAAGAUAUAUUAUCACUGAGAUUUGACUUAAAGACAACAGGUUAAAACCAUGGAUUUCAUCUUAAGUUUAUAGCUUGUUUAGUAGUGCUUAAUGUAUCCACUUAUUUUAAUUCAAUUUUAACUUGUGAAGGAGAGACUGGUUUAGGUUACUUUCUGAAUGUCUAAAUUGUUCUCGACACUUUCUCGUGCCGACUGCUGUAAAGUUUUGUGCUUACGGUCAAACUGAAAGUAAAGACUGGUCUGCUGGUGGGACUAAUACUGUGAAACUCCGACUGAAGUAAAAUGGACUUCGGUGACACACAACGUCUCUCAGAGCUGAGGAUUGUGUUGAUGGGCUAUAGAAAAGCUGGUAAGAGUUCAGCAGGAAACAGCAUCCUGGGCAGAGAGGAGUUUGACUUGAAGAGAUCUGCUCAGUGUGUGAGGAGACAUGGAGGAGUAGCAGACAGACACAUCACUGUCAUUGAAGCUCCGGGAUGGUGGAGUAAUUACACUGUAGAGGACAGUCCUGAGUUACUGAAGCAGGAGAUUGUGCUCAGUGUGUCUCUGUGUCCUCCAGGACCACACGCUGUACUGCUGAUCAUACGUGUGGACACUAGAUUUAAAGAGACUGAGAGAAAAGUAUUGCAGGGGUAUCUGGAUCUUCUCGGUGAGAGAGUCUGGAGUCACACUAUAGUGCUGUUCACUCAUGGAGACUCUCUGUUGGACACAUCUAUAGAGCAGCACAUUGAGAGUGAAGGGCAGGAUCUCAGGUGGCUGCUGGACAAAUGUGGGAACAGAUAUCAUGUUCUCAACAAUCAGAACAGGAGUGACCACACUCAGAUCAAGGAGCUGCUGGAGAAGAUUGAGGAGACAGUGGCACAAAACAACGCCUGCCAUUUUGAAAUAGACAGAAAGAUUUUACAGGAGAUGAAAGAGAGAAGAAGAGCAGAGGAAGAGAGAGCAGAAGAACGAAUGAAGAGGAUGAAAAAACAGAGAGAAAACAUCAGAUCACAGAUGAAUGACGCACAACGUCUCUCAGAGCUGAGGAUUGUGUUGAUGGGGUAUAGAGAUGCUGGUAAGAGUUCAGCAGGAAACCUCAUCCUGGGCAGAGAGGAGUUUGACUUGAAGACAUCUGCUCAGUGUGUGAGGAGACAUGGAGAAGUAGCAGACAGACACAUCACUGUCAUUGAAGCUCCAGGAUGGUGGAUGGAUGAAACUGUAGAGGACAGUCCUGAGUUACUGAAGCAGGAGAUUGUGCUCAGUGUGUCUAUGUGUCCUCCAGGACCACAAGCUGUACUGCUGAGCAUACGUGUGGACACUAGAUUUAAAGAGACUGAGAGAAAAGCAGUGCAAGGACAUCUGGAUCUUCUCGGUGAGAGAGUCUGGAGUCACACUAUAGUGCUGUUCACUUGUGGAGACUCUCUGUUAGACACAUCUAUAGAGCAGCACAUUGAGAGUGAAGGGCAGGAUCUCAGGCGGCUGCUGGACAAAUGUGGGAACAGAUAUCAUGUUCUCAACAAUCAGAACAGGAGUGACCACACUCAGAUCAAGGAGCUGCUGGAGAAGAUUGAGGAGACAGUGGCACAAAACAACGGCUGCCAUUUUGAAAUAGACAGAAAGAUUUUACAGGAGAUGAAAGAGAGAAGAAGAGCAGAGGAAGAGAGAGCAGAAGAACGAAUGAAGAGGAUGAAAAAACAGAGAGAAAACAUCAGAUCACAGAUGAGUUACCCCCAACGUCUCUCAGAGCUGAGGAUUGUGUUAAUUGGGUAUAGAGAUGCUGGUAAGAGUUCAGCAGGAAACCUCAUCCUGGGCAGAGAGGAGUUUGACUUGAAGACAUCUGCUCAGUGUGUGAGGAGACAUGGAGAAGUAGCAGACAGACACAUCACUGUCAUUGAAGCUCCAGGAUGGUGGAUGGAUGAAACUGUAGAGGAGAGUCCAGAGUUACUGAAACAGGAGAUUGUGCUCAGUGUGUCUCUGUGUCCUCCAGGACCACACGCUGUACUGCUGAUCAUACGUGUGGACACUAGAUUUAAAGAGACUGAGAGAAAAGCACUGCAGGAGUAUCUGGAUCUUCUCGGUGAGAGAGUCUGGAGUCACACUAUAGUGCUGUUCACUUGUGGAGACUCUCUGUUGGACACAUCUAUAGAGCAGCACAUUGAGAGUGAAGGGCAGGAUCUCAGGUGGCUGCUGGACAAAUGUGGGAACAGAUAUCAUGUUCUCAACAAUCAGAACAGGAGUGACCACACUCAGAUCAAGGAGCUGCUGGAGAAGAUUGAGGAGACAGUGGUACAAAACAACGCCUGCCAUUUUGAAAUAGACAGAAAGAUUUUACAGGAGAUGAAAGAGAGAAGAAGAGCAGAGGAAGAGAGAGCAGAAGAACGAAUGAAGAGGAUGAAAAAACAGAGAGAAAACAUCAGAUCACAGAUGAGUGAGUCAACAUACUUCAUACUGAGGAUUGUGUUAAUUGGGUAUAGAGAUGCUGGUAAGAGUUCAGCAGGAAACCUCAUCCUGGGCAGAGAGGAGUUUGACUUGAAGACAUCUGCUCAGUGUGUGAGGAGACAUGGAGAAGUAGCAGACAGACACAUCACUGUCAUUGAAGCUCCAGGAUGGUGGAUGGAUGAAACUGUAGAGGAGAGUCCUGAGUUACUGAAACAGGAGAUUGUGCUCAGUGUGUCUCUGUGUCCUCCAGGACCACACGCUGUACUACUGAUCAUACGUGUGGACACUAGAUUUAAAGAGACUGAGAGAAAAGCACUGCAGGAGUAUCUGGAUCUUCUCGGUGAGAGAGUCUGGAGUCACACUAUAGUGCUGUUCACUUGUGGAGACUCUCUGUUGGACACAUCUAUAGAGCAGCACAUUGAGAGUGAAGGGCAGGAUCUCAGGCGGCUGCUGGACAAAUGUGGGAACAGAUAUCAUGUUCUCAACAAUCAGAACAGGAGUGACCACACUCAGAUCAAGGAGCUGCUGGAGAAGAUUGAGGAGACAGUGGCACAAAACAACGCCUGCCAUUUUGAAAUAGACAGAAAGAUUUUACAGGAGAUGAAAGAGAGAAGAAGAGCAGAGGAAGAGAGAGCAGAAGAACGAAUGAAGAGGAUGAAAAACAGAGAGAAAACAUCAGAUCUCUCAGAGCUGAGGAUUGUGUUAAUUGGGUGUAAAGAAGCUGGUAAGAGUUCAGCAGGAAACAGCAUCCUGGGCAGAGAGGAGUUUGACUUGAAGACAUCUGCUCAGUGUGUGAGGAGACAUGGAGGAGUAGCAGACAGACACAUCACUGUCAUUGAAGCUCCAGGAUGGUGGAGUAAUUACACUGUAGAGGAGAGUCCUGAGUUACUGAAACAGGAGAUUGUGCUCAGUGUGUCUCUGUGUCCUCCAGGACCACACGCUGUACUACUGAUCAUACGUGUGGACAUUGGAUUUAAAGAGACUUACAGAAAAGCAUUGCAGGGGUAUCUGGAUCUUCUCGGUGAGAGUCUGAGUCACACUAUAGUGCUGUUCACUCAUGGAGACUCUCUGUUAAACACAUCUAUAGAGCAGCACAUUGAGAGUGAAUGGCAGGAUCUCCAGUGGCUGCUGGACAAAUGUGGGAACAGAUAUCAUGUUCUCAACAAUCAGAACAGGAGUGACCACACUCAGAUCAAGGAGCUGCUGGAGAAGAUUGAGGAGACAGUGGCACAAAACAACGCCUGCCAUUUUGAAAUAGACAGAAAGAUUUUACAGGAGAUGAAAGAGAGAAGAAGAGCAGAGGAAGAGAGAGCAGAAGAACGAAUGAAGAGGAUGAAAAAACAGAGAGAAAACAUCAGAUCACAGAUGAGUGAUGCCAAACAUCUCUCAGAGCUGAGGAUUGUGUUAAUUGGGUGUAAAGAAGCUGGUAAGAGUUCAGCAGGAAACAGCAUCCUGGGCAGAGAGGAGUUUGACUUGAAGACAUCUGCUCAGUGUGUGAGGAGACAUGGAGGAGUAGCAGACAGACACAUCACUGUCAUUGAAGCUCCAGGAUGGUGGAGUAAUUACACUGUAGAGGAGAGUCCUGAGUUACUGAAACAGGAGAUUGUGCUCAGUGUGUCUCUGUGUCCUCCAGGACCACACGCUGUACUACUGAUCAUACGUGUGGACAUUGGAUUUAAAGAGACUUACAGAAAAGCAUUGCAGGGGUAUCUGGAUCUUCUCGGUGAGAGAGUCUGGAGUCACACUAUAGUGCUGUUCACUCAUGGAGACUCUCUGUUAAACACAUCUAUAGAGCAGCACAUUGAGAGUGAAUGGCAGGAUCUCCAGUGGCUGCUGGACAAAUGUGGGAACAGAUAUCAUGUUCUCAACAAUCAGAACAGGAGUGACCACACUCAGAUCAAGGAGCUGCUGGAGAAGAUUGAGGAGACAGUGGCACAAAACAACGCCUGCCAUUUUGAAUUAGACGGAAAUAUUUUACAAGAGAUUGAUGGUAUAAAGGAAACGAAAGAGCGAAUGGACAAAUGGAGUGAGGACAUCAGAUCACAGACCAUGAGUGGAGAUGAUGGAUCUGAUUCAUGGUCUCUGGGAAGUUCUGCUUAUGGUUCAUUCAGAUCAGGAGCAGACUCAAUAUUUGGAUCAUCACGGUCCAGAGAUUCAUCUCACUCAAGUUAUGAGUCGGGGGCCAUAAAACGAUAUAACAGCAUUGAAUUUCAUCCACCAAACAUGAGUGGAGAUGAGCGGUCGGACACAUGGUCUGUGGGAAGUUCUGCUUACAGUUCAUUCAGAUCACGAUCAGGAGCAGACAGCGAAUCAGUUUUUAGCUCAACACACUCAAAAGUCUCAUCUCACAGCUCAGGAUUCGGGUCUUUGCAGUCCAUCCCUGAAUCUGUGGAACAAUCAGAAACCAGAAGAGCACACGGAAAGCCCAACAUCUCAAAGCUUUUCCCAAGAAUAUUGAAGAAGCACGAUAAGCAAAAAGAAGACUCUAAGAAAACUAAUUUGGUCAAAAUGAGAAAUCUCACAAGACUGUAUAAUUUUGCUGCUGACUGUUUGGAACAUGAGAUGAUCUGCAGCUCUGUUGCCGCUGAGAGUGGAAGUAGAACAGCUCUGACUGAAGACUUCCUGUCUGUCCUGCAGCAGCAUCUUCAUCUGGUUUACACUGGAAAGACACGUUUAGCGCGGAACCUGCUGCAGGGCAUUGGUUCCUUCAGUGUUCAUUCAGUGGAGCUGGAUAUGGAUGGGAUCUCAAUCAUUCAGAAGAGCUCUGAACCUCCUGAACAACAGCAGAUGACGGGGGAAAUAGAGGAAGAGCUUGCGACUGAUGUACAGCACCGGCCGUUCUUCACCCUCUAUCUCCUGGGCCAGGACGGCCCCAAGCCCCCUGUCCGACGCGUCUGUCUGCAGCAAGAAGGGGAGAGAAAAGUCAGAAGAGUGCAAAAGCGGUCCGCCACACAGAGCAGCCUUUACCUGGGUGAAAGCCUGCUGACACAGCUCCGUCCACUGGACCGGAUCUGGCGCUUCCUUUUUAGUGAGGUCAGUCAGCGGGCUGGUGAGGUCCGAAUAAUUAGGUACAAACCUUCUAUAAUAUCCCGCCAGCCCCAGGAACUGCCUCACCUCCUUUUUGGUCUUGGGUCUCGGGCAGGUCGCAACCGCUGCGGUCUUAUUAAUUUGGGGACGCACCUGCCCGUGGCCCAAGUGGAAGCCCAGAUACCUGACCUCCACACGCCCAACCGCACACUUCUUCGGGUUAGCCGUCAGUCCGGCUCCCCUCAGUGCUCUCAGUACGGCUCGCAAAUGCCCCAUAUGCCGCUGCCAGUCGUUACUAUAGAUGAUAAUGUCAUCCAGAUAUGCAGCGGCAUAUGCUGCAUGCGGCCGCAGAAUUUUAUCCAUGAGGCGCUGAAACGUGGCCGAAGGCCCGUCCUCCCAAGUUUCUCUCAGGACGUCCAGGACCCCGUGGGGCUGACGCCCAUAAAGAAGCUCAAAGGGGGAAAACCCUGUGGAGGCUUGCAGGACCUCCCGCACAGCGAACAAGAGGGGUUCCAGCCACCGGUCCCAAUUUUUGGUGUCCUCGUGGACGAACUUGCAAAUCAUAGUUUUCAAAAUCGAGGAAAGCUUCUGGGUCGUCCUGUGGCCCCAUUUUAUUCAGGGGCAGAUGAGUGGGGCCGGCGGGGUUUCUUGAGGACGGCCCACCUGCCCAUCCCUCCUGGUCCAUCCAGCUCCGGAACAGCUCACAGUCCUCCUGCUGGGCCUGUAUCAGGGAGCGGAAACAGCGUUCCUGAUCAUCCGCAUCUCCAGCAGCGCCUGAUGGUGUACUUGGUGGAGGCCCGCGAGCGAUUGAAUUACUUCUGCAAACGGCGAACUUGGCGGGGACUGCAUGACGGCGGUGGCCGGGCUUCUUCCUUCCCAGGUUUCGGCACCAGUGUAACAAAGUUCGAAGCAAGUGAUGCCCAACAUCUCUCAGAGCUGAGGAUUGUGUUGAUGGGUUACAGGGGAGCUGGUAAGAGUUCAUCAGGAUACACCAUCCUAUGCAGAGAGGAGUUUGACAUGGAGACAUCUUCUCAGUGUGUGAGGAGACAUGGAGAAGUAGCAGACAGACACAUCACUGUCAUUGAAGCUCCAGGAUGGUGGAUGGAUGAACCUGCAGAGGACAGUCCUGUGUUACUGAAAAAGGAGAUUUGUCCUCCAGGACCACACGCUGUACUACUGAUCAUACGGACUAAAUUUCAUAUUAACAGGAGAAAAGUAUUGCAGGGGUAUCUGGAUCUUCUCGGUGAGAGAGUCUGGAGUCACACUAUAGUGCUGUUCACUCAUGGAGACUCUCUGUUGGACACAUCUAUAGAGCAGCACAUUGAGAGUGAAGGGCAGGAUCUCAGGCGGCUGCUGGACAAAUGUGGGAACAGAUAUCAUGUUCUCAACAAUCAGAACAGGAGUGACCACACUCAGAUCAAGGAGCUGCUGGAGAAGAUUGAGGAGACAGUGGCACAAAACAAUGGCUGCCAUUUUGAAACAGACAGCAAGAUUUCACAAGAGAUGGAAGACAGAAAAAGCGCACCAGAAGUGAAGGCUAAAGAAAACAGGAAGAGUAUGAAAGAUCUGAAAAAAGAUGUCAGAUUACAGAAAAAAUGCCAGAGCACGUUGACGCAUCAUGUGCUGGAACACGCUCAGUACAGUUGGAUAUUGCAAUGGAUCAGAGAGCUGAGGAUUGUGUUGAUGGGGUAUAAAGCUGCUGGUAAGAGUUCAGCAGGAAACCUCAUCCUGGGCACAGAGGAGUUUGACUUGAAGACAUCUGCUCGGUGUGUGAAAAGACAUGGAGAAGUCGCAGACAGACACAUCACUGUCAUUGAAGCCCCAGGAUGGUGGAGGGAUAACACUGUAGAGAAGAGUCCUGAGUUACUGAAACAGGAGAUUUUGCUCAGUGUGUCUCUGUGUCCUCCAGGACCACACGCUGUACUUCUGGUCAUAUGUGCAGACAUUAUAUUUAAAGAGAUUGAGAGAAAAGCAUUACAGAGCCAUCUGGAUCUUCUCGGUGAGAGAGUCUGGAGUCACACUAUAGUGCUGUUCACUCAUGGAGACUCUCUGUUGGACACAUCUAUAGAGCAGCAUAUUGAGAGUGAAGGGCAGGAUCUCCAGUGGGUGGUGGACACAUGUGGGAACAGAUAUCAUGUUCUCAACAAUCAGAACAGGAGCGACCACACUCAGAUCAAGGAGCUGCUGGAGAAGAUUGAGGAGACAGUGGCAGAAAACAAAGGCUGCCAUUUUGAAAUGGACAGAAGUAUUUUACAGGAGAUGAAAGAGAGAAGAAGAGAAGAGGAAGAGAGAGCAAGAGAACGAAUGAAGAGAAUGCAAAAAAAGAGAGAUGACAUCAGAUCACAUAUGAUGAGAAGAGCUGAUGAGUCAUAUACAUGGUCUAGUUCACGAGAUUCACCCUUCAGCAUUGUGGAUAGCUCAAAUUUUGAGAAAAGUUGUAGUAGCAUGGGAUUUCCACCACCAUCUAUGAGUGCAGAGGAGCAGUCUGAUACAAUGUCAAUGUGAGAAGCUCUGCUUAUGGUUCAAAUGUAUCAGAAGCAGAAGAAGACAGCAAUUAAAGACCCCAUGAAGUGAUUUGACAUGCCUUUUGUCAGUGCGGGAACAUUAAGUUUAAACUGUUGCAAAAACAACAGUUCACUUUAUCAGCAAAUACUGCUUUAUAUUAUAUCAUAUGUGAAUCAAAAUGGUGUCAGUGUAACAAAAAAAUAAAAUAAACCUUUAAAAAAAAAAUUCUGCCAUUAGAAACCAUUUGUGCAUGUGACAGGGGGACUGAAAAAGCAUUGUCAUCUUUUGGACUGCAGAUGUUAUUACAAUUACUCUGAAAAUCCUUCACAUCUGAGAUAAAAUAUAAAUGUACACUGGUAGGUCUUAAUUUAAAAAAAAAAAAAAAAAAAAAAAAAAAAA
This is a messenger RNA of Onychostoma macrolepis, 8677 nucleotides long. RefSeq lists its product as uncharacterized. The record is from RefSeq and is a predicted model, not a curated record. Gene Ontology annotation, molecular function: GTP binding. Lineage: Eukaryota; Metazoa; Chordata; Actinopteri; Cypriniformes; Cyprinidae.